AUGCAAUCGAAUUCCUUGCCACAGAGGCUUCCCCAUGUAAUCAACGCUGUGAUGUUCGCCAUACAGGGUCUUACGGCUGCCCUGGGUCCAGGGCUAUGCUCCUCUACGUCCUGCAAGGGCUAUUUCAUCCUGCCCGGAAAGUACGGGAAGUAUACUGGCGAAUAUAUAAUAGGCUUUACAUUUACGCACAAGAGGGUCUUGUCCCGUUCUAUCCAAGCAUGCGAUGUGCCUUGCUCUAGGAAGACGACGACGAAUACGGGCCAGAACGAUACGAACGCUCAGAGAUUUUGAAUAUCAUUUAAUACAACGGCGUUCUGGCUGUAGCGCAAUGCGCGCCACUGACCAGCCCUAACCAUUUUAAGGGACGCACCUUCAACGAAAAUCUGGGCACAUGUUAGCACUGGAAGUAGGUUGCGGUGGUAGAAGGCUGUAUUGUACAUUUGAGGAAGAGAACAAGCAUUGGUUGAUUGGACUUCGUGUAAAUAUAACAAACUAAAGUCUAGAGAACGGCAAACGACUCCGGGUCAAUCAUCAGAA
Chondrus crispus (carragheen) is the source of this 537-nucleotide messenger RNA. RefSeq lists its product as hypothetical. Bases 1 to 291 code for a protein of 96 amino acids. The record is from RefSeq and is a predicted model, not a curated record. NCBI's taxonomy places the organism in Eukaryota, Rhodophyta, Florideophyceae, Gigartinales, Gigartinaceae. The transcript has 2 exons.